AUGCCUUGGGUUGUACAGGCACAGCAGGAGACUCAGAGCGGUAUAUACACAUUCUCCAGCAGUCCCAGAGCCAUACUGAACCGCAGCAAGUACAGGGAGCCCAUAACCGAGCAAAAUGACAAACAUGCCAAAUAUGGGAAUAUCAUGUAUGACCGACGAGUUGUCAGAGGAAAUACCUACGCCCAGUACAUUCUGCCAGCUACACCCCAGCCUGAUCCCUCAGAGCUGCGCAGACAGCAGGAGGCCAGGAGAAGAGCCAUCGAGAGGAGGAGAACUAAGGAGCAAUUGCGCUUGAGAACUCCGGAGCCAGUGGAAGGGCGGAAACACGCUGAUGUACAGACAGACUUGUACCUCUUGGAGUUGAGUGACAAGAUUGAUGAGUCCAGCGUGGAAUGUCAGACCGAUGCCUUCCUGGACAGGCCGACCACCCCUCUCUUCAUUCCGGUGAAAUCUGGGAAAGAUGUGGCGACACAGAUAGAGGAAGGAGAGCUGUUUGACUUUGACGUGGAGGUGCGGCCCAUGCUGGAGGUGUUGGUGGGGAAGACGGUGGAGCAGGCUCUGCUGGAGGUGAUGGAGGAGGAGGAACUGGCCAUACUCCGUGCGCAGCAGCGUGCCUUUGAGGAGCUGCGCAGUGCAGAGUUGGUGGAGGUGCAGAGGCUGGAGGAGCAGGAGCGUCGGCGCCGGGAGGAAAAGGAGCGGAGAAUCAAACAGCAGAGGGAAGUCCUGCAGAAGGAGAAAGAGGCUGCAGAGAAGAUUGCAGCGCAGGCCUUUGCAAAGCAGUAUUUAUCAAGCUUGCUUCCCCAUGUAUACAAUAUGCUGAGGGACAGCGGAUUUUUCUAUGACCCUGUUGAAAGAGAUGUGGAGACUGGAUUCCUUCCAUGGUUAAUGGCAGAAGUCAACAGUACUUUAGAGAAAAGAUAUGUAGCAAGAACAGUUUUGGAUACUCUCAUUAGAGAUGUCACCCAGCAGAGGCUAGAAGCUUUCCAACAGGUGGAGCACAAGUGAACUCAUUAAAAAUGGUUUUUAUUUGAGCUUUCGUGCUAAAAAUGUGUCUUGUGUUCUCUGCUUCUCAGAGGAGUUGUUUUCAGUGGGUGCUGUUUGGUGUUAUUAGG
Molecule: messenger RNA, 1112 nt
Organism: Scleropages formosus (Asian bonytongue)
Lineage: Eukaryota; Metazoa; Chordata; Actinopteri; Osteoglossiformes; Osteoglossidae
Product: radial spoke head protein 3 homolog B-like
Exons: 8
Coding region: 1-1005 (334 amino acids)
Cellular component (GO): cilium
Source: RefSeq, a predicted model, not a curated record